GUUCGGGGAAAAGCUCGGAGUAAACCCUGGGAAGAAUCGGAGUAGAAGUGUUCAUGAUUUUUUCUCUGGUCCUCUCUCUAAAGUUGGUUCCCUGUCUCCCUAUAGAAGUUUUGUGAACAGUUUGACAGAUGGAAAGAGCAGAGAAUUGAUCAACAAGUCUGGCGAAAGUAUUUCAUCUGACGAUGAUGUUUUUUAUAUAAACUGAAAUAUGUAUUAUUUCUUAAAACAUGUCAGUUGUGUUCAGUUUAGUUUUAACAGUGUGUUUUAUAUUGGCAAAACUAUGAAGUUAAAAAUGCCAGUUUAAAUUUUAUAUUAAGAUUUUAAUCAUU
This is a messenger RNA of Eurytemora carolleeae, 329 nucleotides long. RefSeq lists its product as uncharacterized. NCBI's taxonomy places the organism in Eukaryota, Metazoa, Arthropoda, Copepoda, Calanoida, Temoridae. The record is from RefSeq and is a predicted model, not a curated record.